Molecule: messenger RNA, 2372 nt
Organism: Solenopsis invicta (red fire ant)
Lineage: Eukaryota; Metazoa; Arthropoda; Insecta; Hymenoptera; Formicidae
Product: solute carrier family 41 member 1
Exons: 7
Coding region: 236-1783 (515 amino acids)
Biological process (GO): monoatomic cation transport
Cellular component (GO): plasma membrane
Molecular function (GO): monoatomic cation transmembrane transporter activity
Source: RefSeq, a predicted model, not a curated record
UCAGUUGCACGCGCGUAGAUACGCGCUGCACUUCGCGGUGUGGUCGUGCUGAUGGGUUAGGUUCGCUCGGUGGCGAGUUUGACGUGGCAUAUUUCGUUUCUUCUCAAGGAACCUGUGAUCGUUUUAAGCAUCGUACGCGGAAGCCGCGCUUAUGGUCAGCCGAUGGACCAGCACGCGAAGGAAAGCUGUCGCGUAUUCGAGUAUCCGGUGAUCCGCAAAAGGAAAGCUAACGAGGAUGAGCCAUGCGAAGGUACGAGAAGAUCGCUACGGGCACAGUAAACUACGUCGUAGGCAAUUAGAGAAGAGCAGCUCGCCGCCAAAUAAAAUGGUGGGAUUGGGCAGCGACGAGCUAUUCAUUUCGAACAUCGCUGAUGUCAACAAUAUGGAAUUGGAGAUCAAUUCCGAGGAUGAGAGCGAUGAGAACGAAAGGAGUGAUAUACGGCGGCUGAUACCGGUGAACAGCGAAAGCGUCAUAUUUAGCAGUGGAAAAAGGGACAUUCAAAGAGGCGAGACGGAAAAUGCGGAUGAUGAAAGCGUCUGGUCUAUAUCUAUCCAGAUGUUUAUACCAUUCCUACUCGCUGGCUUCGGUAUGGUCGCCGCUAGUUUGCUGCUGGACGUGGUACAGCAUUGGCCGGUGUAUCAAGUGGUGUCCGAGGUAUACAUACUAGUUCCUGCGCUACUGGGUUUGAAAGGAAAUCUAGAGAUGACAUUGGCCUCCAGAUUGUCGACCCAGGCUAAUCUAGGUCACAUGGAUACAAAAAAGCAGCAGUGGACACUAAUUGUCGGAAACUUAGCCCUAAUUCAAUGUCAGGCUAUGGUAGUGGGUUUGUUAGCGUCUUUGGCGGCCGUAGCCCUCGGUUGGAUCCCGGAAGCUCACUUCGAUAUUCACCAUGGACUGCUGUUGUGUGCUAGUGCCUUGGUCACCGCUUCCGUAGCCAGUUUCCUUCUAGGCCUCGUGAUGGUUGCGGUCAUAUUGUUGUCGCGGCGAAUGAAUAUCAACCCUGACAAUGUUGCUACCCCGAUCGCAGCCUCCUUAGGAGAUCUAACUACUUUAGCUCUUUUGUCUUGGAUCGCUACUUUAUUGUACAACGCAAUAGGUUAUGCUCCGUGGGUAGCUCCAACAUUGAUAGCAUUUUGUGUAUUUGUAACUCCUGUUUGGGGUUACAUAGCAGCUAGAAAUCCAUUUACUAAGGAAGUAUUGGAUUAUGGCUGGACGCCUGUGAUAUCCGCGAUGUUAAUUAGCAGUCUCGGAGGACUGAUUUUGGACUACACCAUAUCAAGCUACAAGGGCAUAGCGGUUUUUCAAUUAGUAAUUAAUGGAGUUGGAGGAAACUUGGUUGCCGUUCAGGCCAGUAGAAUAUCGACGUCUCUACAUAAAAAUUAUCAGACGGGUAUUCAAGAGACUCUCAAUGUUUGCAUUAGUCCAUUCCACGCAUUCUUCGCUAAAGGAGGACACGCGAGGACAGCCAGAGUAUUACUGAUGAUGGUAAUACCGGGGCAUUUAAUCUUUAGUUAUACUAUUAGCUAUCUUCAGGCGGGACAUACUUCGUUCACGCCUAUAUUUAUUAUGAUAUACUUGAUUGCUGCAAUGUUGCAGGUAAUUCUGUUGUUAUAUAUUGCGCAAUUAAUGGUUGUUUGGAUGUGGACGAGGGGUAUGGAUCCAGACAGUUCCGCAAUACCAUAUUUAACAGCUGCAGGCGAUCUUAUAGGAACUGCGCUUCUUGGAAUUGCUUUCCAUAUCCUUUAUGCCAUAGGCGACGGCGAUUCUGACGUAGGAGAUUGAGCGGUAACAUUCAUACAAUGCUCUCAAUUGUUUUUAAUAUUACAGGUCACAGAUUUUUGAACUGUUUUUUGAAAGACCACGAUAAAAAAUUUGAUUUCAAUUCACAAUGCGCAACAUUGAUUGUGAUUCAAGAUUAUUAGCGAUUGUUACUUUCGUCGCGAUGAGAUUUUUUUCGAAACAAAGCUCCGUUCGACAUCUCUUUAUAGGAAAAGGGUAUGUUAAGAGUACAAAUUAAAUUAAGUAUAUAUCUGUUAGGGCAUGUUCUAUGCAAAAAAGAAAGAAAUACAGUAUUCGCCAAAAUUAAUUCUACUGUAUUGUUAAUUAAAGUGUCACAAGUACACAAACAUGUAAUUACAAAGAUAGAACUAACAAUUAAUUUGAAUGGUGUUUAUGCCAAUAAAUAUGGGCCAGUAAAUAAGUAUAUACAUACACUUCAUGCUGUACUUUAAACAAAAGUAUAUUGCCAUCACGCAAGAUAUUUUCUUAAGCUUCGUCAUAUCAAUCGUAAAAUGUUGAUACAUUUAGUUUAACAGUAUAAAAUAUACAGUGGAUACACACACACACACACACACACACACCCACAUACGUA